This is a messenger RNA of Dentiscutata erythropus, 271 nucleotides long. NCBI's taxonomy places the organism in Eukaryota, Fungi, Glomeromycota, Glomeromycetes, Diversisporales, Gigasporaceae. The record is from the annotation of a GenBank genome assembly.
AUGACUGAUAGUGAUAGUAAUGCCAAUGAUAGCACUUCUAAUAAUAAGUAUGAUACUACAGAUAAUGAUUCUUCUCCUGAUUCACAAUAUUUGGUUACUUUCAAGUAUAAUAAUAAUGGGGAGAUGAUAAUUAACCACACAAUAGAUUACAAAGAUCUAUUUAUGAUACAAGAACAGAAUUAUAUAACCGAUUAUAUCACUGAUUUCAUGGGUUCUGAAUAUGAAAAAAGCACCAAAAGUACUUUCAGGAAAAGUCAAAAAAGUAGAGAGG